Molecule: messenger RNA, 6115 nt
Organism: Trichosurus vulpecula (common brushtail)
Lineage: Eukaryota; Metazoa; Chordata; Mammalia; Diprotodontia; Phalangeridae
Gene: SGMS2
Product: sphingomyelin synthase 2
Exons: 6
Coding region: 353-1450 (365 amino acids)
Biological process (GO): ceramide biosynthetic process; sphingomyelin biosynthetic process
Cellular component (GO): Golgi membrane; endoplasmic reticulum membrane
Molecular function (GO): ceramide cholinephosphotransferase activity; sphingomyelin synthase activity
Source: RefSeq, a predicted model, not a curated record
CUCCUCUGAGUUUCCUGCCAAACCUUGGUGCACUGAUUGCAAAAAAGCCUCCACUUGGGGUCUCGUGGCUUCUCUGCCUUUGUCAACUUCUGUAAACAAUGGAAUAUUAGCAUCCCUCGGAGAAAAAGAUUUGGCUUUUUUUCCAGAAAGCGGGGCAUCGACAGUGGUUUCCUGGAUGGGAAGAAAAAAAAUCAGAUGGCUGAGAUUUCCUUAUUGUAUUAGAAAACAAAGUCAGCCAUAAGCAAGUGUAUCAUCAUCUUACAAGUACAGAGAUCAAAGGAAAAAGUAGGACAGCAAUUGAGGAGAAUUAAUAGUCACCACCACUUCCCUGUUUGGGUGAAGAUCAAGGGCAAUGGAUGUCAUAGAGACAGCAAAGCUUGAAGAACAUAUGGAAAAUCAAACCAAUGACCCUGCAAAUAGUUACACAAGACCUACUGAACCUACUGAUGAAGACAACAGAAAUGGUAAUGGCAAACCCAAGAGCUUAUCCAAUGGCUUGCGAAAGGGUGCCAAAAAAUACCCAGACUAUAUUCAAAUUUCUAUGCCCGCUGAAGCAAGGAACAAAUUUCCCCUGGAAUGGUGGAAAACAGGCAUUGCUUUUGUCUAUGCCCUAUUCAACCUAAUCUUGACGACCGUCAUGAUCACAGUUGUACAUGAGAGGGUACCUCCCAAGGAGCUCAGCCCUCCACUACCAGACAAGUUCUUCGAUUACAUUGAUCGAGUGAAAUGGGCAUUUUCUGUAUCAGAAAUAAAUGGGAUGAUAUUAUUUGGGUUAUGGCUUACCCAGUGGCUGUUUCUGAGAUAUAAGUCAAUAGUGGGACGCAGAUUCUUUUUUAUAAUGGGAACUUUAUACCUGUAUCGCUGUAUUACCAUGUAUGUUACUACCCUACCUGUUCCUGGAAUGCACUUCCAAUGUGCACCAAAGCUCAAUGGAGACUCUCAGGCAAAAGUGCAGCGGAUCCUGCGACUGAUCUCUGGUGGCGGCUUGUCCAUAACUGGGUCACACAUCUUGUGCGGAGACUUCCUAUUCAGUGGCCACACCGUCGUGCUGACUCUGACUUACUUAUUCAUCAAAGAAUACUCUCCCCGUCACUUCUGGUGGUAUCAUUUGAUAUGCUGGCUGUUGAGCGCCGCUGGGAUCAUCUGUAUUCUUGUGGCCCAUGAACACUACACUGUCGACGUGAUCGUGGCUUAUUAUAUCACAACAAGACUCUUCUGGUGGUACCACUCCAUGGCUAAUGAGAAGAGCUUGAAGGUUUCAUCACAGACUAAUUUCUUAUCUCGAGCAUGGUGGUUCCCCAUCUUUUAUUUUUUUGAGAAAAAUAUACAAGGUGCAAUUCCUUGCUGCUUCUCCUGGCCAUUAUCCUGGCCACCUGGCUGCUUCAAAUCCUCCUGCAAAAAAUACUCACGGGUUCAGAAAACAGGAGAGGACAACGAAAAAUCCACUUGAAAGGAAGAAUCAUCGGGAAAAAGGCAUAGGCUCUAAGACCAAAACGUUUCAAUGCUAUAACCAAAGGUAGAGGAGUUGUUUUUUUUUAAUAGGAGGAUUGACUGGUAUGUGAAGAAGUGGACCAAAUGUUGUGUAAAUGAUUUGAAAGAUAAACAAAGUAUUGUCCCGUGACAUGGUGUUUAUUUGUCUAGGAAAAAAAAAGAUUUCUGCAGAUCUGUACCCAUUAAGGAUGAGACCCAGGACUGUGAUUUACCAAUGAGGUUGUAAAAGAGGUGCCAAAGAACACAUCCUUUCCAUCCCUGUUCCUGCUCCAUCCUUUGCCCUGCUCCAAAGCCCUUCCCCUCAGAACUCGAGUGCAUUCCCAAUCCUCCCUUCUCUCUCACCCAGCACAGCAGAAUUUGGUGGUGUUUUAAACACAUCGUCAGGCUAUCCAUAUAGCUAAAGUAUAAAUGGAAUAGUAAGCUAAUGUCGGGAAGUAGGUGAUAACAUUCUCAAGGCUCCUCAUUGGAGCCUCUGUAAGGGUGAUACCUGUCAUUCAGGGGAUGGCAAAUGUUGGGCAAGCUGCUGCUGUUUUCACUGAUUUGGGGGGAGAAGGAUAGCUUAGAACCCUGGAAUGGUCAUUGUUGCUAGCACCCAAUGAAUGACAUACCUACCACUUUAUACAUUUUUUUUUACUGAUGACUUUGGUUUUUAAAACAAUGCUAGGCUAAUGUGCUCCAACUGCAAACAUGUCUGGCAACAUCACAACGGUUUUACCAGUGUGUAAAUACUGCAUUUUUAAAGUGUAUUUAAUAGACAUCAAGAAAACAAUAUUGGGAUACCCCGGACUGGACAUGAAUUUUGCUUCCAUGUUCUGUCUGCUAGGGUGUCUGAACUGCCCCUGUACAGAAAAGGUAGAUGCCAUGGAUUAAGAAAACCCUUGUGGGCACCAGUGCUGAUGCCACUUGGGGCUCAAGCCUGGGGUCAAGUCCUGACCAUAAGUUUAUUUGUGUAUGGACUCUAGGUAUAGACUCCAGGAAUGACGAAAGAUCUUUGGUCACAUUAAAUUAUGAAGGAUCCUUGUUCUAAAUAUUUACCUCGUCCUUUCUGAAAACCCAAGAUAGAUGCCUACAAUUUUAAUGUAUUCUUGCCUUUUAUCAAAAGACUCCACUAGCCAGAAUAUAUAUAUAGACAGACACUGUAGUUCCUUACUUCUUACCCAGUGAGAAUGGUUAUUACUUGGUGCUGAACUAGUCAGAACGAGUAUGUGACUGUUAUAUCAACACGGUGACUACGUGUUUUGUAGAUUUAUUUAAUGAGGUAAUACAAAACAGAAUGGAUUUUUCUUUCAAUCUUUGCAGACUGUAUUAUUUAACACUAGAGUAUCUUUGGCUGAUCUCUGAACUUAUUUCCUCAAAUGCUUGAGGGCUAUUUUUAAAGAUUUCCAAUAAAACCCAGCAAAAAGAAACAACCAAAUUUGCAGUAAUACUAAUUAUGAACACUGGGAGAAAAAUAAUACCAAAUAGGAAAGAAAAAAUGUUUCCUCCCUGUAAUGAUGAUGGAAUAAUACAGUCAAAUUUUCAUCAUUAGCAAGACCAGUCAGUCUUUAUAGAUAUAUGAUAAGUAAACUUUGAAUUACUUCAGUUUAUUGCAACAAAGCACAAAAUUUCCCCCACUCCACAGCAGUCAUCAUCCUUGGUGCUAAAAUUCUCUGAAUGUCCUUAGUGUUACUGCCUCUCUAUAGUGGGAAAUGCAGAUUAAUUCAAAGGGAACUAACUGUCCUCCAGUCAGCUCACUUUAAAUAAGAAUUAUAACCUAAACAUUCUUGGUAGGAUUUUAGACACAAGGGUUUGACCUCACAUUCAAAAUGAAGCGAACAGACAAAAAUCUCCGUAGCCUACACGGAGUUGCGUCCAAUCAUGGUUCCACAAAAUUUUCAUAAGAAUUUUUUAUUUGUUGACAGAUUUGUUAAGGGGACAUGGUAGUCUGCUCAGAAAUCCUUACUCUCCCUAGGAACUAAAAAUCACUGCUGCCCAAAUAAAAGAUAGUCAGUCCCAGAAGACUCGUAAAUAUUUUGCUGCUGUCCGGACACUGGGGGAUUGUUUUUCCCAUUGGACCUCUAAUGGAAGUAGAAAACACAUCUAAUGCGACACUUGGUCCUGAUCAUAGUUUGGAUCCCCUACUUUUUCCAGGUGACAUAAUUACUAGGCUAAACCAACCCAGUUUCAGUUUUAAGAGUGGGGGUUAUCUAAUAAGAGCCUUUGUAGCUCCUUUGAGCAGAUCUUGGGUCAAUUCCAAGUAAAAACUCUAUUGUAAGGACUGGUAAAAAUAUAUUGCCAUUCCCUUUUCAGGUUCAUCAAAGGAUUUGUGCCCUCCUCACCCUUGGGUAUUGUGCCACUCAAAAGCCCUUUGUCAUAAUUUAAUGGCUGAGGAAAGGGAAUGUUUCAAACAUUAAGCAUAUGGGAUAUUUAGGGAAGCAAUAGAUGAUAAAAUGGCAGGUGCUCUGCCCAAAGGAAUCAUAGCAAGGAAACCUUAGAAUUUAGCCCCAGAUGCCAUCUUUGGAAUUGAAAAUUUGGGUGCACUGCCCUCACAACAUUUGUCUGUAUCACAUCAGUUCAAUUUGUUGCUAUCAACCCACCAUCAAGAUGGAAGUAACUUUUAAAGUGGAGGCCUGCUUCCAGAUUUCACACACAGUUCCUGUAUGGAACUUCUGGAAUGGAAUUUCAUAUGGAAAAUAGAUGUUUCAACCUUCCCACUAUCUCUGAAGGUGGAGCCAACCCAUGUUUCCUCAAAUCUCAUGCACCAGUAUAUUGAGUUCCACCUGCGGUAAUCAUAAAAUUGAGGAAAAGUUUUUUGACCUCUUGGAAAAUGUGUUUUGCAGUAAAACUGGGCUAUCUUGGGAAUCUUGAAACACAGAACAUUGGUCACAUGGUAGCUUUGGCAAGAUACUUGGUGUAUAUUCUACUGCCCCCUUGUGGAGAUAUCACAUAUAACAAGAUCUUCUAAUUUUGGUCAUUUGCUUAAUGAACCAGAUAUUUUUUUCCCCCUCCAAAGGCAGUCAAACCAUCUUUCCAACCCUUUAUUCAUGUUUAUUUUUUUUUCAAAUGAAUCUCUUUAAUUGCUUCCAUCACUGGCAGUGGCCCCAGAGAGGAGAAGAUAGAAGUUAUUCUGAUGGCAUGUUUAAAUUGGUCUAGAGAAAGAAAGGUCAGGACCAUUUUGAGUGGAAUUUCUGCAAGAUAGGUGUGCUCCUAGCAUGCAUGGUCAUCUACUUUCAAAACAUUCAAACCACCUUUUAAUGCAAUUCCACUUUCAAAAAUUUUAAACCAUCAUUAACUCAAUGUCACCAAGCCUCAUGAUUGGCUUCGAAAUAGUCAAAAGCCUCUGUUGGCUUUGAAACAGUCAAGGCAAGCUUACUGUCUUUCUCAUUGUACUGGUUUCUUUUUUUCCUCUUCUUAUCUCAUAACUAUUUUUUUUCGAAUUGACAUAUAUUUGAGGACUUGUUUUGUUUUGCACAGUUAGAAAAAGGUUACAGGUUCAAGCUGGUCUUACCACUUACCGCUAUGGAUUUUUAAAGGAAGUGUGAAGAGUCUCUUGAAAUUUGAAAAUACAUGACUAAAUCAAGCAUGUUUUACACAAGAUGGUAUAUUUUGAUGGCUUUGCUCUUUACAUGCCUAUGAAAGAUAUUUUCAUGAUAUUUUAUCAACGCCAUUUCAGUGCUAUUAACACAACUUAUUAGCCUCAAAGAGAUGUUUUUGUUUAUAAAGCAGUGAUAUUGACAUAAAUGCCCCCCAAACAAUGCAAAUCAAGUCAGUGACCCAAUCAAAGUUGUGUUUGGCACAAGUGCCUACUUUGAUAUUUUCCUGCUGCUUAUUAGGACCUAUUGUACCCACUUAAUGCUGUGUGUUCUAAAUGAAUCAUGAAUAGAAAUAGGUCUUUAUUGUGUCUAAUGAAUUAAAACCAUGCUGUUUUCAGAAGGAAGGAAGGGACCCUCCACAUAAGUUAAUCUAAUUGCCAAGUUGGAAUACUUUAUUUAAUUUACCUCCUAUGCAAUGAAUAAUGCUGCAAAACAUAUGGUUAUGUUACAGUAUGCCCAUAAAAAAGAUUUGAAGAGGUAGCCAACUGUAUUCUUUUGGAAACGUACUGUACUGUUUCAAUGUGUUAAGUGCCUUGUAAAAGUACAAUUUUAGGUCUAUUCUAGAGUAUGUUAUUUUCCUGACAAAUAUUUUUCAUUAUAAAAAAGGAUAAAUAUAUACUAUAUGCUAUUAUAUAACUUAUAGUUUUAUUAAAUGUGCUCACAUUUUAAUCAAAAAUCAUAAUAUAAAUGUUAGAUGCUCAUGUUUCCUACCCAAAAGUACCACAAGCAUCAAUCUAAUGAACGGAAUUCAUUUUCAGGGUUUUUUAGGGAAAGGAAGAGAUGGAAAAAUAGUUCAUUCUCUUUAGAAGCGCAUUUUUUCAUGACUGUGCAUUUUUUUUGUAUAAACACAUUUCAGUUGUAAUUUAGGGGUGUGAAUGUUGUACACACAUACUCCUAAAAUGCCAAAGUUUCACUUUUUUUUUAAGUGCCUAAUGGUGAGUUAAACUAAUUUAUGUUUCUACACUACAGAGGAUAGAUAACGUGCACACCACAUCUAAUUCCUUUGGUUUUGCUUUUCAUUUGUUUUAUUUUUUAAAUGAGAUGGUAUACUU